GACAUAUUUCGGAAACGGGAAGCCUACAACUCACGUAGUUUCGUUUCCCUAAAAGAAUUUCCGAAGAUUUCCUAAGUUUUACGUUUUGGUAUUAACGCCACUUCAGCCGCUAAAUCAGAAGUUUCCAAUGAAAACAAGCAUGUUGUGACUGACCUAACCUAACCGAACCCUUCGAUUUUUUUAUUUUCAAUUUUUGAGAGAAAUCCGAAGUUUCACGAACGUGGUAGGGAACCGAAACUAUCUGAGUUGUAGGCUACCGUUUCGGAAACCCUUUUCAUUAAAUUUUUGAUAAAAUUUUACUAAUUAAUUUGGCAUGAAUAUCAAAAUGUGCGUGAAAUUUUUUUUUUGAGGUAUGUUUGGCAUAAUAAUGUAUUAAAUACUCUUAACAUGAUUAUAGCAAAUAAUAAAAUACAUUUCACAUGAAAUCGUUGGCUAGACUGAUAGAUCUCCUUCAGCACCAAACAAGAAGGAUGGCUGGCAGUCUGGUUCGCUGGAAUACAAUUUCAAAACUUCAACUGGGCUACUUCAACUGCCCUCCGACGGUCGUAUUGCAGCGUCGAACCAACACCACGAAUGCGCCCCCGUCCAAGGCCAAGUACGGCCCGCUCAGCGACCAGGACCGCAUCUUCACGAACCUGUACGGCCGGCACGACUGGCGGCUGAAGGGCGCGCUCAAGCGGGGCGACUGGUACAAGACCAAGGAGAUCGUCCUGAAGGGGGCGGACUGGAUCAUCAAUGAAGUCAAGACGUCGGGGUUGCGCGGCCGAGGCGGGGCGGGCUUCCCGUCCGGACUCAAGUGGAGCUUCAUGAACAAGCCGUCAGAUGGCAGGCCCAAGUACCUGGUGGUGAACGCGGACGAGGGGGAGCCCGGCACCUGCAAGGACCGCGAGAUCAUGCGCCACGACCCGCACAAGCUGGUGGAGGGCUGCCUGGUGGCGGGGCGGGCCAUGGGCGCCCGCGCCGCCUACAUCUACAUCCGCGGGGAGUUCUACAACGAGGCGUCCAACAUGCAGGUGGCCAUCUGCGAGGCGUACCAGGCUGGCUUCCUGGGCAAGGACGCGUGCGGCUCGGGCUACGACUUCGACGUGUUCAUGCACCGCGGCGCGGGGGCCUACAUCUGCGGGGAGGAGACGGCGCUGAUUGAGUCGCUGGAGGGCAAGCAGGGCAAGCCGCGCCUCAAGCCGCCCUUCCCGGCCGACGUGGGCGUGUUCGGCUGCCCCACCACCGUCACCAACGUGGAGACUGUCGCCGUCGCCCCGACGAUCUGCCGGCGCGGGGGGUCGUGGUUCGUGGGGCUGGGGCGGGCGCGCAACUCCGGCACCAAGCUGUUCAACAUCUCGGGCCACGUGGCGACCCCUUGCACGGUGGAGGAGGAGAUGUCGGUGCCGCUGCGGGAGCUGAUAGAGCGGCACGCGGGCGGCGUGACGGGCGGCUGGGACAACCUGCUGGCCGUCAUCCCGGGCGGCUCCUCCACGCCGCUCAUCCCCAAGAGCGCCUGCGACGAGGCCAUCAUGGACUUCGACGGGCUGGUGGCCGUGCAGACGAGCCUGGGCACGGCCGCCGUCAUCGUCAUGAACAAGCAGACGGACGUGGUUAAGGCCAUAGCGCGCCUCAUCGAGUUCUACAAGCACGAGUCGUGCGGCCAGUGCACGCCGUGCCGCGAGGGCAUCAGCUGGAUGAACAAGAUGAUGCACCGCUUCGUGACGGGCGACGCGCGGCCGGACGAGAUCGACAUGCUGUGGGAGCUGAGCAAGCAGAUCGAGGGCCACACCAUCUGCGCGCUGGGCGACGGCGCGGCCUGGCCGGUGCAGGGGCUGAUAAGACACUUCCGCCCGGAGCUGGAGGCUCGCAUGAAGAAGUUCCACGAGAAGCAGGCCGUGGCAGCCAGCAACUGAGUGGCUUGUGUUGGCCAAACACCCAGGAAUUAUUUUGUAAAUAGCGUGUAAUAUAAAUAAAACUGAGUGUAAACUGCACUUAUCCUGCAUAGUGUUGCAUUGGCAGUAUUAAGUUGUAGCCUGAUUUUUUUUUUUUUUUUAAUAAUAAAAUUAUGUCAUUGAACGAACAGACUGCACUUUGGGGUGUUUAUUUCAACACUAAAUGAUAAGUCUGCACUUGGCUGACAAUGUGGUGGUGCAAAUGUUUGAUGUGGUUUUUUAAAGCCUGAUUAUUAAUCUACAAAUAAAAAGGAACAUUGUUAAACAAACAGCUGUCUAAAAUCAAGGGCACUGCUACUUCGAAGGUGUAUAGCAAACUUAUGUGAUGUGGGUAGUGUGAGUGUGGGGGUGAGAGUUUGAUGUGUGAUUGGGUGGUGUGUGUGGUUUAGUGUUGUGUGUAGUAAGUGUUUGGUUAGGGAGCUGUGUGAGUGGUGUCUGGUGUAUGGUAUAUGUAGUAAGUGUGGGUGUGGUGGUGUGUGUGGGUGAUGUGUGUAGUGUGGAUAGUGCUGCUAUAUCACAAAUCCAUGUAUCAUUUGUUGGUGUAUUUCGAAAAUAAAAUUGUUGGUUGAAUAAUGUUUAAAAAAUAAAA
Molecule: messenger RNA, 2523 nt
Organism: Bacillus rossius redtenbacheri
Lineage: Eukaryota; Metazoa; Arthropoda; Insecta; Phasmatodea; Bacillidae
Gene: ND-51
Product: NADH dehydrogenase [ubiquinone] flavoprotein 1, mitochondrial
Exons: 9
Coding region: 420-1895 (491 amino acids)
Biological process (GO): mitochondrial electron transport, NADH to ubiquinone
Molecular function (GO): NAD binding; NADH dehydrogenase (ubiquinone) activity; FMN binding
Source: RefSeq, a predicted model, not a curated record